AUGUCAAAUAUGGAUAGUAGUAAUCAAGAAAAUGAUAAAUGGUCUGAACAAGGAUCUAAAAGGUACAAAGAAGACGAUAAAAAUCAAUAUAAUGAGUAUAGCGAUAGUUCUAGUACAGGAAAGCAGCAUUUCGCACCUCAAAUUUCUCACUCAAACAGGCAACCGGAUCAUGAAUUGUCUUUUAAUAAAGAAUCUUAUCAACAGCAGAAGCCUUCGGUACCAGAAGAUGCAGAAGUUUGUGAUGCUAUGGUUUUUUUAAAUAGAAUUAAGGAUGAGUAUUCUGAGGAUAUGGUAACAUAUGAUAAUUUUUUAGAAACUAUGCGAGAUUAUAAAUUUGGUAAAAUUGAUGCAGAUGAGGUUUGUAAAGGAGUAAAGAUACUUUUUAAGGAUAAACCGUAUCUUAUAGAUAUUUUUAAUGAAUAUUUACCUAGUCAUUUAAAGUUUUACUCUGACGGACGACACACAGAUAAUUUACAAAGAAAUUAUGAUGUCAGGCCUCCUAUGGCACAACAUCCGCAUUUUAGAAGACCGAUGUUUAAUCCAAAGAUGAUGCAUCCGAAUAUGAAACCAAAUGCAAAUAUGCGACCUUUAAUUCCUAAAAUGGGGCCACCACCACAUUUACAGCCUCCACAUAUGAACGGGUUACUGAAUGGUAUGGUACCUACAUUUGUACCACAUUUAAAUCCAAAUAAUAUACGCCUUCCACCAUCCGGUAAGUUGUAUCCUGGAUUUUAUGGUUCAGGUCAUCCACAGAAAGUUGAAGAAGAGAGUUCUAAAAAAAAACAAGCUAAUGAUUUUAUUCAAAGGGUCAAAAAAAGGUAUUCCCAUCAGCCGAAUAUUUAUAAAUCUUUUGUUGAUAUUUUACAAAAAUUUUCAUCUGAUUCAAAUGUGUCUUCUAUAAGAUCUGAAAUUUCGACACUAUUGUGGGAACAUCCAGAUUUAAUUGAAGAUUUUGAAAAAGAUUUUAUACCUGCAGAUAAAAUUAAAGAAGAAGAUGAUUCUGCCGUACUAAAAGGUAUUUUAAAAACUAUGGAAGAUAAAAAUAUAUCUGACGAAUUUUUAAGAUGCUUAAAUUACUUUAAUCAAAAUUUUAUAACAAAAAAAGAACUUUUAUUGCUUGUUAUUCCAAUUCUAAAAGAUGAAACACAAAUCGAUAUUUUUAAAAAUUUUAUUAAUUUUAAAGACAAGAUAUUUACAUCCGGUAAAAGAUUAGAUAAAUGCAAAAAAAUUGGAUCUUAUAGAAUUUUAAGUAGAGAGAUACAAAAUCCGAAUCAAGAUGCAAUUGCCAAGGAAGUUUUAAAUACAACAUGUGUCUCUUGUCCAACUUUUGAAUCAGAAGAUGCCAAUUUUGUAUUUCUUAAAAGAAAUAUGUAUGAGGAUUGCAUUUUUAGAGUGGAAGAUGAUAGAUCAGAAACUAGUCUUAUUAUUGAAAGAUUGGACUUUUUUAUAACUUCUUUAGAAUUAGUUUAUUCUAAUUUGCAAGAAGGUGAACUAUCUAUAAAAGAUUUGGGAAUGUCCCCUGGAAUAAUAAAAGAAGUUCUUAAAACUAUCUAUGAAGAUUCUGCAACAGAAGUAUUGGAAGGUAUUCUUAGUUUACCAAAAACAGCUAUUCCUGUUGUAAUUAAAAGAUUGUAUUCAGUUAAUAAAGAAGUUAGAGAAAAAAUGAGACAAAAAAAUAAAGUGUGGAAUGAGCAAGUCGAAAGAUCUUUUUAUAAAGCAUUAGAUACAAAUGGAUUAUUUUACAAAAAUCAAGAAAAAAACAAUUUUAGUACUAAGGCUUUGCUGCAGGAAGCUGAGGAAGGUAUCAAGAUUGACUUUUCAGAUUUACAGCUUGUCGACGACAUUGCUAAAAUUUUUAAAAUAUUCAUAAAAAUAAGUCAGACGGAUAACAAAAAGGCCGCAAUUCCUAAUUUAUAUCCUACCGUAGAUACGAUUUUUGGACUAGUAUCUCAAGAAUGUAGUUUUAUAGGAGAUUUCAAUAUAUUUUGUGUUUACAGAUUUAUAUUUUAUGCAUAUGAAAAACUUAAAGAAAUUAAGAAUAUGGACUUAAAGCCUAUUUGUUCUUCAAAAUUAGCAGUUAAAAUGAAUAUUAUACCUGAAUAUGACGUAGAAGAUCGAUUUUUAGAGAUUUUAAAUCUCAUCAAAAGUUUUUGUGAAAAAUCUAUUGAUUCACUUGAUUAUGAAGAAACAGUCAGGAUAUUAACAAAUUGUAGAGGAUUUACGAUAUACAAUAUUAAAAAAAUAUUUUUAAAAAUUGAAAAGUCUAUCAUUGCGGUUAUAGAAAAUGAAGAUUCACUAAAUGCCUUGCUUAAUAAAACUGUUUAUAAUGGAGAAGAAGCUAAAAUGUUAAUUAGCUUUGAAAACAAUAUCUUUAGUGCAAGCUUUAUUCAAGAUGCUACUGAAAAGUAUGAGGUCGAAGAAACUAAUAUAAAAAAUACUCAAGAGUUAUAA
This is a messenger RNA of Vairimorpha ceranae, 2451 nucleotides long. Its product is annotated as transcriptional regulator-like protein. The record is from RefSeq and is a predicted model, not a curated record. Bases 1 to 2451 code for a protein of 816 amino acids. Gene Ontology annotation, biological process: regulation of DNA-templated transcription. Gene Ontology annotation, molecular function: transcription corepressor activity. NCBI's taxonomy places the organism in Eukaryota, Fungi, Microsporidia, Nosematidae. The transcript has a single exon.